GUGAAAGGCGCGGUGCAGCCGCUGCGCGGUUCGUGUUCACGUUUGAAAAGUUUAGUACAAGACCCAGGCCAGUACAGUGGCCAUGGUGGCAGUGCUUCUUCUCUUGCUGGUACAUGUCGUUCACCAUACAGCCAGCAUGACAACACGUUGUCCCGACACUGAACUGCCUAUAAUGAAAACAUAAUCAGUAGUCUACCUGGAGCGCGAACAACUGUGACAAAGCAUAAAAGCUGCAGCUGAGCUGGUGUCGUGAACUAAUAUUAUUAGUAAUAAUUGUUUGAAGUGAAGCCCGGAGAGGACGAGUUGUGUCAAGGCUUGACAAAAUACAGCAAAUUGUAGCCAGUUGCAAUUAUGGCUUCUAGCUCCACAAAUCGGCCAACAGCUUUCAUUGUUCGGUACGGUGAAAGCAAUGCAGCAUCACCACCAUUCACAGAAAGUUUCAUCAAUUCCCUAUCUGGAGCAGGCCGUGCAUGUGGAGUCCACAGUGUUGAUGUGUCGUAUUGUCUGAAGGAUCAACGUCUUGUUGUGGCACCACGCGGCUGCACUGCACUGGACAGCGACUCGAAGGACUCGGUUCUAGCCCGACCAUCUAGUUGCCCUUUCAAUGAGCUGCAAUGUUCACGUGAAGUUUCCGAGUCGACCAGAGCGGAGUCGACGUCGGUGCAGCGCGACGUAGCGGUGGCCGCUACGAUCGUUCUCGUCUCGUCGGAUAAUGCAGUUCUGCUCACACAGCGAGCAGCUCACAUGCGCACCUAUCCACUAGUCUGGGUAGUACCAGGUGGUCAUGUCGAAGAAGGGGAAUCACUUGAGCAAGCUGCGUUACGUGAGGUGACUGAAGAAACUGGACUUUGCUUGUCAGACAGUGAACGAGCGACAUCACGCGUUCUCUGCUUGUGGGAGUCUGCGUAUCCAGCAUUGCUGUGUCAGGGUGUACCACGCCGUCACCACAUCAUCGCCUACAUUGGCAUCCAGUGUGCAGACGAUCACAGUUCACUGCUGCAACGCAUGAAGGCAAGUUCCGACGAGGUGGCAGCCGUCUCCUGGGUGCCUCUCAGUCAUUUCUCUCAGACUUUCGGCAAUGAUGCAGCUGACAAUGCAGCAGAAACAACACUCUCCUUCAAAGUGUAUAAGCCUGGCAAGAAUGAAGCGGGUCCCGAGUCUCGACCUAUGUCCGUCUUCUCACAACCUCCGCCCAGCGUUCCAAGUAGCCACUGGGAGCAUCUGUCGAGCGGCACAAAGUUUGCUAUAGAGCAAGUUUUGAGGAGAUCAUAGCUGAAGCAAGAGUACGUAACCCCCAAGAGUGUGUAACUCUGCUUGGACUGGCUAUGGGAUACUCUGCUUGGACUGGCUAUGGGAUCCACCGACUGUGAAAACUCACAUCACACAGUGUAGUGUGCGCGGUGUACAUGUACAUUCCCAGCUGUGCUGUGUACAUUCCCAGCUGCGGUGUACAUUCCCAGCCGCGGUGUUCAUUCCCAGCUGUGGUGUGUACAUUCCCAGCUGUGGUGUGUACAUUCCCAGCUGUGGUGUACAUUCCCAGCUGUGGUGUGUACAUUCCCAGCUGUGCUGUGUACAUUCCCAGCUGUGGUGUACAUUCCAAGCUGCGGUGUGUACAUUCCCAGCUGCGCUGUGUACAUUCCCAGCUGCGCUGUGUACAUUCCCAGCUGCUGUGUACACUCCCAGCUGUGGUGUACAUUCCUAACUGUGGUGUACAUUCCCAGCUGCGCUGUGUACAUUCCCAGCUGUGGUGUACAUUCCCAGCUGCUGUGUACAUUCCCAGCUGCUGUGUACAUUCCCAGCUGCGGUGGACAUUUCCAGCUGCGGUGUACAUUUCCAGCUGUGGUGUACAUUCCCAGCUGCGCUGUGUACAUUCUCAGCUGCGGUGUACAUUCCAAGCUGCGGUGUACAUUUCCAGCUCGUUCUUAGAGGGCAGUGCGGUCGGUAGUGAAAACAGAACUUCCUGACGAAAACCCACUACUGAGCUGGUACGAGUCACCAGCAUGAUCCUGGCUGAUGUUUGGACUGCGCACACACUGUCACUGGCCUAUGUUGUACGUAAGCGCCUACGUUGUACGUACGUGUAGUAUCAAAAUGAAGUACUACAGUAGUAGCACAAAGUCCUGUUCUUGGAACACGUGAUGUGAAUUUUCGCCGUCAGAGAUCCCGUAACGCAUUCUUGACAAUGUAACUGUGUCACGUGCAUGUAUGAGCUCCAUACAGCCCAAUACAGCCCAAUACAGCCCAAUACAGCCCAACACAGCCCCAUACAGCCCAAUACAGCCCCAUACAGCCCAAUACAGCGAGCGUAUCUGUGACCUGCCCAAUAUCCAAACACUUCCCUUGUUAUCCGAACACUUCCCCUUAUCCAAACACUUCUGUCCCCGGGGAAAAUCGCGGAAAAAAUCGCAAAAAACGCGGGGGAAAACGCGGCAUAAUAUUUAUGGCAUAAUUUGCGGUGAAUUUGCGGUAUUAAAAUAUGCGGUGAAUAUUAUUGAUAUGCGGCAAGUUUGCAGUUGAUAUGAGGCAAUUUUCAGUGAGUAUGUAGUGAAAUCAAUCAGUUACAAGUCUCUGGUGUAAGCACUCGUCAUAUUUGAGUACAUAGCCGCCACGAUGAGACGUUGCUGACCGAACAAUGCACUGUGUAUACGUGUAGUCCAACAAAAAAGUUCAAAAAACGCGGGAAAAUCGCGGAAAACACGGUCUUUUAAAAAAUCGCAAAAAAUCGCGGCCGCGGAAUCGCGAUUUUCCCCGGGGACCGACACUUCCUAUGUUAUCCAAACACUUCCCCUUAUCCAAACACUUCCCCUUAUCCAAACACUUCCCUUGUUAUCCGAACACUUCCCCUUAUCCAAACACUUCCCCUUAUCCGAACACUUCCCCUUAUCCGAACACUUCCCCUUAUCCAAACACUUCCCUUAUCCGAACACUUCCCUUAUCCGAACACUUCCAUUGUUAUCCGAACACUUCCAUUGUUAUCCAAACACUUCCCCUUAUCCGAACACUUCCCCUUAUCCAAACACUUCCCCUUAUCCAAACACUUCCCUUUAUCUGAACACUUCCCUUAUCCGAACACUUCCCUUAUCCAAACACUUUCCCUUAUCCGAACACUUUCCUUGGUAUCCGAACACUUCCCCUUAUCCGAACGGCAUCUGCCCGGAAUGGUUUGGAUGACCGAUACUCCAUGCUCCACUGCUGUAGCAGGUCAGUGUUGGUGUUCAGGAAGCAUUGCUGGUUUAUUCACCAUGAUUAUCAUAUUCUUAAAUUAUUUUUCAUUCUCUUGCCUUGGCCGUGAGCUAGCAUUGGAUACACAGGCACAUGGUGACGACCAGGGGAGCACUAAGUCACUAUUUUACUACUCAAGUACACUGUAGUUAUUAUCAAGAGUACUCAAAAGUUAAAAAUCCGAAAAAAAUUCCGAUGGCGACCGUAGUCACUGGUAGUUGUACAAUCAUAUCUGUACAAGUCAUGUAAAAGAAAAAGAAAAAGGCCCAACAUGCAACCUGUCUUGCCAGUUAUGUGGACUUACGGGGGUCGCCAUGGCAACUAAUAAGUAGUAAACCAUCACGAUCACUACAAUCGUCGCUCUCCGACUCAUUGCUCCCUUCACCAUCCGCUCUCUCUGUUAUCCCGGCCUGACUUGGUCCAUUGAACGGGACUCGGCCGUCACCCUGCUGUCACGUCAUGGGACGGACGGUGAAGGGAGCAAUGAGUCGGAGAGCGACGAUUGCAGUGAUCGUGAGAGUGCCGGUGAGAAUGUUAGUGUUGUGCGUAGGUUUCGUGGUAGCAAGUCUUCAGUGUACAAUCAUCUGUUGGCUAGUCCUGACUGUUGCAAUUCGUAUUCCGACUCUUCUUUCACUGUAUUGUGCCGUGGUCGUCAUGGUUAUGGACUACAGUUAAAAGUUUUGGAAGCCAUCUGUCAGCGUUUGUAUAAGCCUAAUUUGUGUGUACAGAAGGAUAGUAUAAUUGGGUUGAAAUUGUUCAAGUAAAGUGUCAUGUUUUGUGCGGCCAAGCUUGGCCGUUAAUUUUCUAGGUGUAAUGUACUGCUGUUAUUUGUUAUCACUUUGUCCCUUUCUCUUCUUUGUUCAUUUUUCAGUUGCAAGUUUAGUGUUAGUACACACAUUCGUUAUUGCUCUCGCAUUCAUUGAUAAAAUUCACACUUGUAAAUUUCACUGCUGUUGUUCUUAGUGUUAUUUUCUCUAACUUAGAUUUUCUAUAAUAGUUCAAUUUCGUUUUCAUUGUCCUUUAGUACAACGAAGAUUCCUGAUGAGUGUUGUACGAAAACUUGUUUGAAUCCUCAUUUUCUCUACACCAUUUCUUCACAUUUUCAUCGUUUUUAUUGCACAUUGUCUCCACAGUUUUACAUUACAUGAAUAAAGUGUACACAAAUGUC
Sycon ciliatum is the source of this 4390-nucleotide messenger RNA. Its product is annotated as nucleoside diphosphate-linked moiety X motif 17-like. The transcript is spliced from 7 exons. Gene Ontology annotation, molecular function: hydrolase activity. Lineage: Eukaryota; Metazoa; Porifera; Calcarea; Leucosolenida; Sycettidae. The record is from RefSeq and is a predicted model, not a curated record. The coding region runs from base 352 to 1272 and encodes 306 amino acids.